UGAAAAUAGUUGAUGAUGGUUGGUCGGUGUCGGUCCCCUCCCCAGUACUGUAGUCCACUGGCCACUAGGCUGGUGUUUGGUAGGGAUUGGAUAGUAUUAGAAGAAGUGUGGCUUAAGCUUUGGCUGCAUAACUCCCUCCGUUGCAUUGAGUUGUUAGUGGUCGAUCUGAUCUGAUCUGAAGUUGAGUGAGAAGAGAAAUGAAGGUGAUCGACAAGAUCCGGGGGUGUGUGAGUGUCAGUGCCGAGGAGGGCAGCUGCAACGGCACUACUGCUCCUCAUGGCAAUGUGGUUUUCUCCUUCGAGUUCUUCCCUCCCAAGACUGAGGAUGGUGUGGACAACUUGUUCGAGCGGAUGGAUCGAAUGGUGGUUCAUAACCCUACUUUCUGCGAUAUCACUUGGGGCGCCGGUGGCUCCACCGCCGAUCUCACCCUCGAUAUCGCCAACCGGAUGCAGAACAUGGUCUGCGUCGAGACCAUGAUGCACCUCACCUGCACUAACAUGCCCGUCCACAAGAUCGACCACGCCCUCGACACCAUCAAGUCCAACGGCAUCCAGAACGUCCUUGCUCUCCGCGGCGACCCCCCUCACGGCCAGGACAAGUUCGUCCAGGUCGACGGUGGCUUCUCCUGCGCUUUAGAUCUCGUGAAGCACAUUCGUGACAAAUACGGGGACUACUUCGGAAUUACUGUCGCUGGUUAUCCCGAGGCACACCCUGAUGUUAUCUCUCCUACUGGACUUGCUACUCCAGAGGCCUACCAGAAUGACCUUGCCUACCUCAAGAGAAAGGUUGAUGCCGGAGCAGACCUCAUUAUUACUCAGCUCUUCUAUGACACUGAUAUCUUCCUCAAAUUUGUCAACGAUUGUCGUCAAAUUGGGAUAAAAUGCCCCAUUGUUCCCGGUAUUAUGCCCAUCAACAAUUACAAGGGCUUCUUGCGUAUGACUGGAUUCUGCAAAACCAAGAUUCCACCUGAAAUUAUGGCUGCGCUGGAACCCAUUAAGGACAAUGAAGAAGCUGUGAAAGCUUAUGGAAUUCACCUCGGAACUGAGAUGUGCAAGAAGAUUCUGGCUAGUGGGAUUAAAACAAUACAUCUUUAUACAUUAAACAUGGAGAAAUCUGCAUUGGCAAUACUUAUGAAUCUUGGUGUAAUAGAAGAGACCAAAGUUUCAAGGUCAUUACCUUGGAGACGCCCCACAAAUGUUUUUCGUGUAAAAGAAGAUGUCCGUCCCAUAUUCUGGGCCAAUCGUCCAAAAAGCUACAUAACCAGAACCAUAGGCUGGGAUGAAUAUCCACAUGGCCGAUGGGGUGAUUCUCGCAAUGCAUCAUAUGGAGCACCUUCCAACCAUCAGUUCAUGCGACCACGUACACGUGAUAAGAAGCUUCAUGAAGAAUGGGUGGUUCCUUUGAAUAACAUUGACGACAUUUGCGAGAUAUUUUCCAAAUAUGCUCUUGGAAAGUUGAGAAGCAAUCCGUGGUCUGAAUUGGAUGGUCUUCAGCCAGAAACACAAAUCAUUAAUGAACAGUUGGGAACUGUUAACCUGAGAGGGUUCCUUACCAUCAACAGCCAACCAGCGGUUAAUGGACAAAAAUCGGACUCCCCUAUUGUUGGAUGGGGUGGACCUGGUGGAUAUGUGUAUCAGAAGGCAUAUUUGGAGUUUUUCUGCUCUGGACAGAAGUUGAAUGCUCUAGUUGAGAAAUGCAAAGCCUUCCCCUCUCUUACAUAUCUGGCAGUAAAUAAAGAAGGAACUUUGAUUUCAAAUGUCAGUCAAACUGAUGUUAAUGCUGUAACAUGGGGGGUCUUCCCAGCAAAAGAGAUAAUUCAACCAACAGUUGUAGAUCCUGCUAGCUUCGUGAUAUGGAAAGAUGAGGCUUUUGAAUUCUGGACAAAGGGCUGGGCGCAAUUAUACCCUGAGACUGAUCCAUCUAGGAAAGUACUUGAACAGGUUCGGAACACACACUUCUUGGUCAGUUUGGUUGAUAAUGAUUACAUCAAUGGCGAUUUGUUUGCAAUCUUUAAGGAUAUCUGAAAUGAGUAGCAAUCUUAUAAUGUCCUAUGCGGUGCAGUUUGCUCAUAUAAUGUCUCUUCAAUGCUACAUCAUUUUCUUGUUUGUUUUCUAGUAUUGAAUGAAAACAGUUAUAUGAGAUUACAUUCUCAGGUCUAUAAUGUAUUAUGAAUUUUAGGCCUUCCUACUUGCAUGCCCAACUUAUUUCUUUUA
Messenger RNA from Ipomoea triloba (trilobed morning glory), 2213 nucleotides. RefSeq names its product methylenetetrahydrofolate reductase 2-like. The record is from RefSeq and is a predicted model, not a curated record. Gene Ontology annotation, biological process: tetrahydrofolate interconversion. The transcript is spliced from 11 exons. Gene Ontology annotation, cellular component: cytosol. Lineage: Eukaryota; Viridiplantae; Streptophyta; Magnoliopsida; Solanales; Convolvulaceae. Gene Ontology annotation, molecular function: FAD binding; methylenetetrahydrofolate reductase [NAD(P)H] activity. The coding region runs from base 198 to 2024 and encodes 608 amino acids.